This is a messenger RNA of Astyanax mexicanus (Mexican tetra), 3274 nucleotides long. RefSeq names its product PR domain containing 1b, with ZNF domain (gene prdm1b). Gene Ontology annotation, molecular function: RNA polymerase II cis-regulatory region sequence-specific DNA binding; histone deacetylase binding; DNA-binding transcription repressor activity, RNA polymerase II-specific. The record is from RefSeq and is a predicted model, not a curated record. The transcript has 7 exons. Gene Ontology annotation, cellular component: cytoplasm; nucleus. Gene Ontology annotation, biological process: regulation of transcription by RNA polymerase II; cell fate commitment. NCBI's taxonomy places the organism in Eukaryota, Metazoa, Chordata, Actinopteri, Characiformes, Acestrorhamphidae. The coding region runs from base 378 to 2537 and encodes 719 amino acids.
AUUGGCCGGCCGCGGGCACUCAAAAGCCUGGAGCAGGCCAGCACGGGCAGUAAAGUGGCAAACGGACAGAGGAAACGCAAGAAGGAGGAGGAGGAGAAAAACAAGAAGAAGAAAAUAACAGGAGUGACUGGAUUUAAAGCUUUUAAAAGAGAGUGAAGAAAGGGAACUGGAAGUAACUGGGAAGGAGGAAGAGGAGGAACGAGGGAUGUUCUAACCAAAGAAAUGAAGAGCUGGAUGCUGGAUGAGUGUCAAAAUUUGAGAAUUUGAGCUUUACUGUCCAAAGCUAAGAGGCGGAUUCCUUUACCCAAGAACCAAAGCAACUCAAAACCAAAGCAGAGCAAAGUAGACCAACCCAGCGACCAUCUAAAAAAGUCAGGAUGAAGCUGGAGGCUUCUCAUGGAGAGAUGAUCGGGUGGAGGGAGAUGGACUUCGCUCUGAACUGCACCUACAUCGUCCACGACCAGGCAUCUGAGCCCAGCUUCAGCCUGCCCAGAGCCAUGACCUCCAUCCCCCGCAACCUCACCUUCAAAUACGGCCCCGACAACGAGGUGAUUGGCGUGUUCAGUAAGGAAUACAUCCCCCCGGGGACGCGCUUCGGACCCCUGCAGGGUGACGUCUACACCAAAGACAGCGUUCCCCCACAGGCCAACAGGAAAUACUUCUGGAGAAUUUAUUCCGGUGGUCAGCUUCACCGCUUCAUAGACGGCUAUGAUGUGCAGCGCAGCAACUGGAUGCGCUACGUUAACCCGGCCCACUCCAUGGCCGAGCAGAACCUGGUGGCCUGCCAGAACGGCUGCGACAUCUUCUUCUACACCUUCCGGCCCGUGGAGCGGGACCAGGAGCUGCUGGUGUGGUACAGCUCUGAGUUCUCCGAGAGGCUGUGUGGAAACACACACCCGCAGCUGGACAGCCUGAAGACAAAACGUCUGGGCGGCAACGUGAUGGAAGCUGACCUCCAGAAGCACUACCUACCUCAGUGGACCUGCUGCCCAAAACGAGGACCAAGCCCUCACUUGCCCAAGAGCCAGGACGAGGCCAAGAAGGAAGAAAAAGUUGCGGAAGAGGCGGAAGAGAAGGUUGACGUUGAGGCAAUUGAGAGGGAUACUCCUCCAGACACACCUGACCAGCACAUCAUGGACUUUAGUAAGAAAGUCCAGUCGGAGAUCACCCGGGAGAACAUUUCCCGUGCUGAACUGAGCCCUCAGAACUUCCCAGGACUGCACCAAGAUCUUCCACUGCAUCUUCACGGCCUCUACGGCUACAAAGACAACCCCACAUCCUACCCUCCUCCUCUGCCCUUUCCCAGACCUCUGCAGCCCCCCUAUCAGCUUUUACCUCCCUACAACCCCCAUUACUCUCGCAUGCUCUUGCCUCCAUACACUCCUCCAUUCCCUCCAAUGCUGCCCCCCAGAGGACCAGUCAGAUACAAUGGUUUUAUGGGCAACGACAACUUGUCCUUUCUACCAAUGACCCAGCCAGAUCUUCUGCCUGUUUCCCUUCCCUACCCUACAUCUCACGGUGGCUUAAAGGAGAGACUUCCAAACACCUCCCCUCCCCAAGGAGCCCCAGCCACUCCUGAACUUUCUCCCCUGUCCAAGCACUCCUCUUCUUCCUCUCCAGAGCCACUGCAUCUUCUUCAGCCGCCCCAAUCGAUGUGCGAAGAGGCCAUCAACCUCAGCCUGGCCUCCACACCCAAGUCAUCUUCCUCGCCAUUGUCAUCAUCGUCAUUGUCAUCAUCGUCAUUGUCAUCAUCAUCUUCCUCACGGCAUGGACCUGGGUACAAGUCUCUCCCAUACCCGUUGAAGAAACAGAACGGGAAGAUCAAGUACGAGUGCAACGUCUGCUUCAAAACCUUCGGCCAGCUUUCCAACCUGAAGGUGCACCUGAGGGUACACAAUGGAGAGAGGCCUUUCCAGUGCCAGCUGUGCAAAAAGAGCUUCACUCAGCUUGCUCACCUGCAGAAGCAUCAUCUUGUCCACACUGGAGAGAAACCUCAUGAGUGUCAGGUGUGCCACAAGCGCUUCAGCAGCACCAGCAACCUGAAGACGCACCUGCGGCUGCACUCAGGAGAAAAGCCCUACCAGUGCAAGCUCUGCGGCACCAAAUUCACUCAGUACAUCCACCUGAAGCUUCACCGCCGCAUGCACGGGUCGGCGUGCGAACAGCCCCACCGCUGCUCGCUCUGCUGCCAGGCCUUCCUGCACCUCUUCAGCCUGGAGCUUCACCGCCGCUCCGGCUGCUGCCCGGCCGCCGCCGCCCGGCCGCAGAGCCCCGAGCUGCUCCGGACGGCCGAGCUGCUGGAGCACUUCGACUCCAGCACCGAGGCGCACGGCCUGGCCGAGAGCGCGCCGGACGCUGAGGUGGACGCGGCGCUGGAGAGGUGGCUGGCCAGGAGCCUGGUGGUCAGUCAGAAAGACGAGCGGUCAGACAGCCGGGUCUAUACCAACCUGUCCCCCAAGGGGCAGCAGCAGGAGAGGGCCAGCGUGGUGCAGUUCUGCACCCCACCACGACCUUCCGUGAAGGCGGAGGAAGAGUAGAGGGAGGGAGGUGCCAGCUUUGGGGGGCAUCUACUGUGGGCCAGGGGUUCCCAACUGUCUCAACUGUAGGACUUGGGUGGUACUUGUUCCAUGCCUUAAUGCAUCAGCAAUUUGGAAAACUUCUGAAAUUAGGGUAAAAUUAGAUGUGAUUUAGGAAAACUUCUGAAAUUUGGUUAAAAUUAGGUGUAACUAGGAAAACUUCUGAAAUUAGGAUUUUCAUCAGUACCAUGUUUGGAUGACCAGAGUUUAAUAAUUCUAAGUAAUUUAAUACAUAACAUAGUAUAAACUCACAAAAUAAAAUAGCUUAGACCUAAAAUAAUACCACAAUAUAAGUAGUAUAAAUAAUUUCUGUGUCUAUUAUGUAAACAACACUAACUUAACAAGACGUACCAAUAAUUAUAUUUUGUAUUUUGUGUAAGUAUUAGACAGUAGAACCCUUAAAAAAUCUACAAUAAAAAUCCAGGUGCAUUUAUAUAUUUAUAUUAACUGCAAACAUGAACAAUUACACAUAAACAACUUCUAUCUUCAAAGCAAUAGCAAAACAAGCACAACAUACACUCAAUUUAGUUUUUUUCAUGAAAAACAUGAUACAAAUAAUAUUAUAAUAUUGAUAAUGAUACAAUAUGGCAAUAAAAACCCAAUAAAACUCCUAUUCAUGACCAUUUUCAGGUUUCUAUAAGAAAAAAAAAACAAAACAAAAAAAAAAAACAGGUGCAUUGGGGCAUGGAAUAAACAAA